This is a messenger RNA of Cuculus canorus (common cuckoo), 2522 nucleotides long. RefSeq names its product ectonucleoside triphosphate diphosphohydrolase 2 (gene ENTPD2). Gene Ontology annotation, molecular function: UDP phosphatase activity; GDP phosphatase activity. The coding region runs from base 86 to 1576 and encodes 496 amino acids. The record is from RefSeq and is a predicted model, not a curated record. The transcript is spliced from 9 exons. Gene Ontology annotation, cellular component: plasma membrane. Gene Ontology annotation, biological process: nucleoside diphosphate catabolic process. NCBI's taxonomy places the organism in Eukaryota, Metazoa, Chordata, Aves, Cuculiformes, Cuculidae.
AGGAGGAGGAGGAGGAGGAGGCGGGGGAGGAGGAGCAGCAGCCGCAGGAGCCGCCGCCGCCGCGGAGCCGCUCACCUGCCCCGCCAUGGCCCGCCGGGUGGCCGCGGUGCUGCUGCUGCUCGCCCUCGGCUGCCUCCUGGGCAUCCUCCUGCUCGGGCUCGGCUCCGGGGACGCUCGGGGCCCGCCCGGCUUCAAGUACGGCAUCGUGCUGGACGCCGGGUCCUCCCACACAGCCAUGUUUGUCUACAAGUGGCCAGCGGACAAGGAGAACGACACCGGAGUGGUCAGCGAGAACAGCAUGUGUGAUGUGGAGGGUCCUGGCAUCUCCAGCUACAGCUCCAACCCUCCGGCUGCCGGGAUGAGCUUGGUGCACUGCCUGGACCAGGCUCUGAAGGAUGUGCCCAAGGAGAAGCACAUGGGCACCCCACUCUACCUGGGCGCCACGGCUGGCAUGCGCCUGCUCAACAUCACCAACCCGCAGGCUUCGGACGCCGUCCUCAGCGCCGUGGCGGCCACGCUGAAGUCAUACCCCUUUGAUUUCCGGGGGGCAAAGAUCCUGUCAGGGGAAGAGGAAGGGGUCUUCGGCUGGGUCACUGCAAACUACCUCAUGGAGAACUUCAUCAAGCGUGGGUGGCUCGGGGAAUGGAUCCAGCCCCAGAGGAAGACCCUGGGGGCCAUGGACUUUGGGGGCGCUUCCACACAGAUCACCUUUGAAACCAGGGACAUCAUCGAAGACCCCAGAAAUGAGGUGAUGCUGAAGCUGUACGGCCAGGCGUACAAAGUGUACACCCACAGCUUCCUCUGCUAUGGAAGGGACCAGGUUCUCAAGAGGCUGCUCUCGAAGCUCCUCCAGGCUGAGAACUACCAAGCCACUGUCGCCAAUCCCUGCUGGCCCACGGGCUACCGCAAGAGCCUGUCACUGAGCAGCGUCUACGACAGCCCCUGCACAGAGGAGGAGAGGCCCAGCCUUGCUCUCGACACCACCAUCACCGUGACCGGCACCGGGAACGGGACCCUCUGUGCUCUGCUUGUCAGCAAGCUCUUCAACUUCACCACCUGCUCCUUCUCCCGCUGCUCCUUUGGUGGUGUUUUCCAGCCAGAGGUUUCAGGAAACUUCAUUGCCUUCUCUGCCUUCUUCUACACGGUUGACUUCAUCCGGACAGUGAUGGGGAGACCCGUGCACUUGCCCAGUGACCUGAUGGAUGCUGCCAAGACCAUCUGUGCCACCAGCUGGAAUGAGUUGCUCCAGAAAGCCCCUAAGCUGGAGAAGAGACUGCCGGAUUACUGCCCAGUCAGCAUGUUUGUUUAUUUGCUCACCACUAAAGGCUACAACUUCAACAACUAUUCCUUCCCGAACAUCGCUUUCCAGAAGAAGGCAGGAGAAACCUCCAUCGGCUGGGCCCUAGGUUACAUGCUGAACCUCACCAACAUGAUCCCGGCAGAGAAGCCCUCUUCCCACAAGAGCAUCGUGUAUAACUACUGGGUCAUCCUCCUCCUGCUCUUUGUGCUCACCACCCUAACAUCUCUGGUGACUGCCGUCUGCCUGCUCCGGCGCAGCAAGUCCAGCGCAAUCUAACAGCAGGGACAGGGUGGGCCUUGCCUGCAGGACUCAGCACCACCCUUCCUGCUGGAGUCAAACACUUGGGAUGCGGCAAGUGCUCAGACGUCCUCCUCCAGUACCUGGCACUGCCUGUCCCACAGGGAAAGCUGUGCCUUUUUGCCCUCCCUUUGCUUUCAAGCUGCAGACAGUGGGGGACAGAAGAGGACAGCUGGCCUUGCAGGAGAACGCUGAAGGGUUUCCCAGUACUACUCAGGGAUGGACGCUCAAACAGGCUUGGGAUUUGGACUGGGACAUCUUUCUGCAACCAGGCUGGGGCUGGACGGGCCAGUAAGUCCAGACAACAGCAGGAUUUAUUCUCACAUGCAUGGAGGGCUGGGUAGUACUACUUAUGCCAGUCCUUACAGCUGACCUCUCUAGCCUGUCCCUGGAACAUCAGCCCUGCUCCUCGGGGAGCUCUGGGCAUCACCCGGAGCCCAAGCUGCCUUUUUUUCCAACACAGAAACACCACUGACCUUCCUGAGGGCCAGAUCUUGGCCUGGGCUUUCACCAGCCUCAGCACAGGGUCUCUGGGUAGGGGCUUAGCAACAACCAGACAUGGGGAGCAGGCAGCUUCCCGGGUCCCGCUUCAGCCACCAGGCAUAGUGCCUUCCCCAUUCCUGUGGUUCCUAAGCCAGACUCGCCUUUGCCACAGCCAGAGCCUCCUCCAUCCCCUGGUGGUGGCACAAAAAGCCCGUGUGGCUCCCUGGCACGUAGCUGUGCCAGUGCAGAGGUGAUGGGCUCGCUCCGGGAGCGGGGCUUUGUGCUGCUUUAGGAUUUGAGCCCUGCAUCGCCCCACGCCAGGCAGCCAGGAGGAUGCGCCUUCAUUUCCAACUGAGUAAGAACAGGGACACGCAAACAUGCAGAAGGUUUGGGUUUGUCUGGUUGGGUUUUUUUAUAAUCAGAAAUAAAUCUUUGUAACCAC